Messenger RNA from Hypomesus transpacificus, 1480 nucleotides. RefSeq names its product glucose-induced degradation protein 8-B homolog. Gene Ontology annotation, molecular function: protein binding. Gene Ontology annotation, biological process: proteasome-mediated ubiquitin-dependent protein catabolic process; positive regulation of canonical Wnt signaling pathway. The record is from RefSeq and is a predicted model, not a curated record. Gene Ontology annotation, cellular component: nucleus; cytoplasm. Bases 78 to 764 code for a protein of 228 amino acids. The transcript has 5 exons. Lineage: Eukaryota; Metazoa; Chordata; Actinopteri; Osmeriformes; Osmeridae.
CUCGGUAAUAUCGCGAGCAGUGCACAUAUUUUCAAUUGCUGCCGCUGAGGAGUAGCAGCAUUUCAGGACCAUUCAUUAUGAGUUAUGCUGAAAAGCCGGAGGACAUAACGAGAGAAGAGUGGAUGGAUAAACUCAACAAUGUCCACAUUCAGAGAGCUGACAUGAACAGGCUCAUAAUGAAUUACCUUGUGACAGAGGGUUUCAAGGAGGCAGCUGAGAAGUUCCGUAUGGAGUCUGGGAUUGAGCCCAGCGUGGACCUGGACUCUCUGGACGAGAGAAUAAAGAUCAGAGAGAUGAUCUUAAAAGGACAGAUCCAGGAAGCCAUCGCACUGAUAAAUAGCCUGCACCCAGAGCUGUUGGACACCAACCGCUACCUGUACUUUCAUCUACAGCAGCAGCACCUGAUCGAGCUGAUCCGCCUGAGGGAGACUGAGGCAGCGCUGGAGUUUGCCCAGUCCCAGCUGGCUGAGCAAGGGGAGGAGAGCCGCGAAUGUCUGACUGAGAUGGAGAGAACCCUGGCUCUGCUGGCGUUCGACAACCCUGAGGAGUCACCCUUUGGAGAUCUGCUCAACAUGAUGCAAAGGCAGAAGGUGUGGAGUGAGGUGAACCAGUCUGUCCUGGACUAUGAGAAUAGAGAGUCUACACCCAAACUGGCCAAGCUCCUGAAGCUGCUCCUGUGGGCUCAGAAUGAACUUGACCAAAAGAAAGUGAAGUAUCCCAAAAUGACAGACCUCAGCAAGGGAACUAUUGAGGACCCAAAGUGAGAACAGCUUUGUGCCAAGAUGGACACACCACUCUCCUGUGAUCUAUUUAUACCCAAGCAGAGACUGACUCGUGCCAGACAACCUUUUCUUUCUUUUUUUUAGGUGUUUUUUUGGGGACUCUUUGAUAACAAAAGACAGUGCAAAGUGGACGGUUGACGUUUUAAAGUGACUUUAAUGCCAGAAAUUACAACUUCCAAGAUAUAAUGCUUUUUUUUAUGAGGUACAUUGUAUGCUUUGUUCAAGCCUGUGAUGUAAAGUUGUGUGAUGAUUUAUCAUUUUACGUAUUUCAGUUAUUAGAUUUUUUUUUCUGUCAGUCGGCAGGGAAAGUUAACACUGUUUGCAUAUGAAGGGUGAGAAUAAAGCCUAAAUUAGGCUUGUAAGACUUAUGUAUUGACCUUGAAAUGGAGUGAAAGAAGCUUUAUAGUUGAUGCUGAAGGAUUGGUUGUCCAAUGUGUAUAUCUGUGUCACAGAUAUACACAUGCUUGUCAUCAAUGUUAGAACAUGGUAAAAGCAGGAACAUCUUAAUGCUUGACUUUCCACUGAGCUGGGUCUUGCUUUUCAUCCCGUGUCAUCUCUUGACAACACUAUACAAUAAUGUGAAUUCAUAUCUGCCUGAACUGAUAGAGGGAAGAUAAAAAAUAUACUUCUUUUGGAACAAAAUCUUUUUGGAACCCAUGUUUUGCUUAGCUGAUAUUAUUUUGCAAUAAAAUCUAAUU